This is a messenger RNA of Sphaeramia orbicularis (orbiculate cardinalfish), 702 nucleotides long. RefSeq names its product mitochondrial matrix import factor 23 (gene mix23). The coding region runs from base 19 to 453 and encodes 144 amino acids. Lineage: Eukaryota; Metazoa; Chordata; Actinopteri; Kurtiformes; Apogonidae. Gene Ontology annotation, cellular component: mitochondrial intermembrane space; mitochondrion. The transcript has 5 exons. The record is from RefSeq and is a predicted model, not a curated record.
AGGACCCCACAGUCCACUAUGGCGGCGCCCGAUGGAACUUUAAACUGUGAGGACUUUUCAAUGUUUCAGGAAGUGCUGAAGGUGAUGCGUACCAUUGAUGAUCGCAUCGUCCAUGCCCUGAACACCACUGUGCCCACAGUCUCCUUCUCAGGCAAAGUGGACGCCACACAAACAUGCAAGCAGCUCUAUGAAUCAAUGAUGGAGGCCCAUCUGAGCAGAGACAGGGCUAUCAAGGCUUGUAUAGCCCAAACUUCUGAGGUGGUGGGACAGCUUCGUGAAGAGCGAGCGAAGGACAGCGACAACCUGGCACUUAUCAAACAGCUCAGAAAGGAGCAGACCAAAUUAAAGCUUAUGCAAUCAGAACUGAAUGUUGAAGAGGUUGUGAACGAUAGAAGCCUGAAGGUUUUCAGUGAAAGGUGCAGAAUUCACUACACGCCUCCAAAGGUGAAAUGAGUCUCUGAGUAAUGAGAGAAACUGCUUUACUUGAGGUUUGAAUCCAGACUGGAGUUGAAACUGUGACCUGCUGCUGAGUCCUGACUGCAGGCGGUUCACCAUCCAGACCACUCUGACCUCCAGCCACCAUCGUUAUAUUCCAUUGUGACUAUUGUACUUCCACCAUUGUUAGUCAUCUGUGUGCUUCUUCAAGGAGAAACAUUGUACAGAAGAGUUUUUUUUAAAAGAGAAUGAAAUGUUUUCAAAUGA